ACAAAUGGUAUUUAAGAUGGCGUCUGAGAGAAACAACAAGAGAGGCAAGGAUCCGAGGAAAUCAUAACAUUCCAUAAGGAUAAAAGUUGUAAAUGACUCCGUAAAAGUAAAAGUCCUAUUCCUCGAAGUUAAUUUAAAUAAUUACAUAAUUAACAAUCGCUGAAUAAAAUAUGGCAAAGUCAGUGCUCAGUUCAGAUACAAUGCCAAAAGCUGGCAGAGUAAAUGAAGUUUGUCGUGAAUGGUUGGUGCAUGAAGACGGAGCUCUUGCCUAUCGUCUCCAAGACGAAGAAAUUAAGGAACAUUAUACUGGAAACAAAAGUCGGAAUGCGCAGGUUAGAGAAGAUUUGCCGAAAGCUCGAGUCGAGCAGGAAUUAGAGGCGAUACGUUAUCACUCGAAGGUUCAGCAACAAGAGGAAAAAGAUGCUGUGGUUGCAAGACAGAUAGCUCUCACCCUUGAACGAGAGGAACAACAAAAGGAUCGUGAACUUCGCGAACGAAUGAGGCUACAACUUCGAAUGGACGAUGAGGUCGCACAAAUGGAAGCCGAACGUGAAAUUCAACGUCGAAUUCAGGAAGAAAAAGAUCAAGAAUUAGCGAGAAAAUUGCAACAAGAGGAAGAGGAGCGAGCAAUUGAUUCCCAGGAUGGACCGGUAAAUAGUCAAUAUCUCCUCGAUCAAAAAAUGGCAAUCGAAGCUCAGGACGCGGAACUUGCACGAAUGCUACAGGAUAAAGAGCGAGCAAAAGCCAGACGUGCUCGUGAGCGUGCUAAACAAAAGAAACUCGAACGACAACAACAAUUACAACAGGAUCAACAACAACAGCCAUCAACACAUAUCGAGGAACAUAACAAUAGUCUCGAAAAAGUACAAAGACCCGACAAGCUGGACUUGUCAAUUCAAAAGGUGAAUCCAGAAAAAAUGAAAACUCGUGCUAAGAAUAAUUAUCAACAGUAUCCCGAUACCGAUCCAGAGGAAAUUCUAGUUCUCGACGAUCCAGAGGAAGAAAUUCCUCAAGUGGCGAACGUCGCUGCUAUGAUUGAUCCCACGUACAAUGGAGGACAACACAGAAAUUCUUCAACUACUUCGAGUAAUACUGUCAGUCCUGUUUUUACACUGCCCACACCAACACAGGAAAUAAUGAUCGACGAUGUUCCAUGUUACAUGCCAAUUCAAGGUCAAAGGCGUAAUCAAAUUCAAUCAUCGCCUCAAACUCAUGAGGAGAAACAAAAGCGACGAGUUAAAGAUGGUUGUAAGCAACAGUAAGUAAAAAAAAGAGGUUAAAAUUUGUUUAAAAAGAAUCUUCUUUCCUUAUUUUCCUAAGGACGAGAAGUUAUUUUUUAUUUUAUUUUAUUAAGAAAGAAAAUUUCUCAAAUUCGAUCCACACUUGCCGAAAGCGAGAAUUCUUUUGAUAUUCGGAGAUUUAAGAGUUAACUUUUUGUCAUCGAACUUCAAAGAAAAAAAAUCUGACACGACUUUAACUUAUCCCAGGCCUCGGAUGAUUUUUUGGACUUUUUUCGACUAUUUGCAAAAAAAGUGUCUUUUUUCGACUUAUGACUUUUUCCCCUUUUCUGAAAUAUUGUCAAUAAAAUAACAUUUUUUGGUAUAACUGACAAUAG
This is a messenger RNA of Leptopilina heterotoma, 1615 nucleotides long. RefSeq names its product coiled-coil domain-containing protein 50. The transcript has 5 exons. The record is from RefSeq and is a predicted model, not a curated record. The coding region runs from base 171 to 1262 and encodes 363 amino acids. NCBI's taxonomy places the organism in Eukaryota, Metazoa, Arthropoda, Insecta, Hymenoptera, Figitidae.